ACUCCUUUUCCGUACUCUUAGGUCACGUGGUUUUGUUUACUAGCAUGAAGCGUGCUAACUGAAGCUGAAGCUCCAAAGCUACUUACCUUUCAAAUACUCAAACAGAAAACCUUUUCAUGUUUUAUAAAGAUUUAUUUUAUAAAGUAGUGAAGUAUUAAAGAUGUGACGUUUUAUCUGGAGAGGCUGACGUCAGUUGUAGCUUGUUAUCCUGAGAGCUAAGCAGCUAUCUCUGCUCUGAUGCUAACAGCAGCAUUAAUGUUUAACAGUCUGUGUCAUUAAUGUUAAACCAGGUUUGAUAAAUCUCUGAGUUCAGUCACUAUGAGAGCUUUAAAUUAUGUUCACCGGGUCAGCCUGGACUUCUCAGGGACUCUGUUUCCUCAUGCGAUCUGUUUAGGAGAUGCAGACAACGACUCAUUAAACGAGCUAGUGGUGGGGGACACCAGUGGAAAGCUGCUCGUGUAUAAGAACGAUGACUCCAAACCCUGGAUCACAAGAACCUGUGUGGGCAUGCUGACUUGUGUGGCAGUUGGAGAUGUGUGCAAUAAAGGAAAGAACUUUGUGGUGGCUGUGGGCGCUGAGGGCUGGUUUCACCUCUUUGACCUCACAGCUGCCUCCUCAAAUAAAUCAGACUCAUCCAGUCAGCACGAGUUCAUGUUCUCUGAUGACCAGAAGCCGCUCUUCACUCAGCACAUCCCCGCCAACACCAAAGUCAUCCUCAUCAGUGACAUCGACGGAGACGGACGCUGUGAGCUGGUGGUGGGUUACACGGAUCGGGUGGUGCGAGCUUUCCGCUGGGAGGAGCCUUCUGAUGGCCCGGACCAGGGGUCAGGUCAGCUGGUGCUGCUGAAGAAGUGGCUCCUGGAGGGACAGGUUGACAGUUUGUCAGUAAAUCCAGGACCAGAAGGUUUACCAGAGCUGAUGGUGUCUCAACCCGGCUGCGGCUACGCCAUCCUGCUCUGCUCCUGGACCCAGCAGGACUCCAGCAGCUCUGGAGAGGAAGCCCCUGCGACCCCUGGGAGUGAGGGACCCUCCAGAGACGUAGUUCUCCAUCUGACCACCGGGCGGAUACACAACAAGAACGUGUCCACUCAUCUUAUUGGAAGCAUCAGUAAAGGCUCCAAAGAGGAAUCUUCUAAAUGUGGCCUGUUUGCUCUCUGCACUUUAGACGGAACGCUGAAGUUGAUGGACAGCUCGGAGCAGCUGCUGUGGUCGGUUCAGGUGGAUCAUCAACUCUUCGCUCUGCAGAAACUCGACGUCACCGGAGACGGCAGAGAGGAGGUGGUGGCGUGCGCCUGGGACGGUCAAACCUACAUCAUCGACCACAACCGGACUGUAGUUCGAUUCCAGUUUGAUGAGAACGUGAACGCCUUCUGUGCAGGUCAGUAUACGUGUAAGGAGGGUAAGAACAGCCCCUGUCUCGUCUACGUGAGCUUCAACCAUAAAAUCUACGUGUACUGGAAGGUGGGUCUGGAGCACAUGGAGUCCACGACCCUGUUCAGAGUCCUGGAGGAGAAACCGGACUUCAGGAACCACCUAAAGACGCUGGGAGUCGACUCGGAGGACCCGGCAGCCGUCAGAGCCCUGGUGUCGGAUCUCCUCUACAAGGACUCUCAGCUUUAACACAGUGACACACAUCAACACACUGCCCCCCCCCCCCUCUGACUGUAAAUACUCUUAAUAAACUCUGAAUGUCAGACUCUGCGUUGUUCCCUGCAGACGGACGUGACAGGUUUUAGGUUUCUGUCUCUGUCAUUGGGUUUCUCUACGACACGGAGAGGAUGAAAGCUUCAGGCGAGGUACUUCCUGUAGAACCUGCCGAGGAUCAGCGGAGGCAUCAUGCUGCUGUCAGUCAGCGCUGACAGGACGAAGACAACAUCUCCUACUCAAACACCUCCCUCCUUCUCAUCCUGAAUUUCCUCCAGCGCAGCAUCUCGAACACAUGACGCUUUAAAUACCUUACAUAACACACACACUAUUAUUGCAUAAUGUCAGUGUGUGUUUGAGGGAGCCUGCAGGGUGUGAUGACUGGAGGUAGUGGAGGGAAUCACCCACUGUUCCCACUGGGAGGAUCCUAUAACCUCUCCUGUACGCCGCCUCUCUUUUUCUCUCAUGCAAAAUAAAUGAGCUGUGUGUGUUUGUGUGUGUUUGUGUGUGUUUGUGUGUGUGAGCCUCGGGGUAAACGCAGGCUCAGGUGUCCUGGCAGGCCUCAAGCUCUCAGGUCUCCCGUGUUUUUAACCUUUAGAGAUGUGCUGGGAGGAGGGAGGCACCUAUAGGACUCCCACAGCUCCCUGAGAUCCACUCUUCACUUGUUUUUGUCAGACGUUGACGUGAAAUCCUCCAAUUCACGACGUAUAGGAUCAGUGACGGGUGUUUGAAGUUGAGCUUUGGAGGCGUAAGGCUGUUAUUUCUCAAACACGUUCAGAGGUUCUGUUUCUGUAUAUUAAGCUUAAUAUCUUCUUUAAUAUGAACACAGUGUUGAAAGGUCUGCAACGUUUGAUAGCUCACUUUGACAUUUUGCACCUUUAAAUGUCAUACUCGCAGAGAACUGUCCUCUUCUUGUGUUAGAGCCCCUGAAACAUCGUCACCAUGUUUCAGCAUCCUUUUUACUCUGUGUUGUUGCAGGAGAUCGUCCAUUCUGCAGUUUUCUUUGACUUUUAAGGGCCACUUAAGUGAAAAUGUGGCAUCUGCAGGAUUCUAUUGAUCAUUUGGACUCUAAGUACACAUUUUUAUCUGUGCAAAUAAAGUGUUUCUUCAUUGUAGGAGUUUUAUUUCUGAAGAUGAAAGGUGGGCAGAAGAAAAAUGACUCGUAUAAAUACCGAUGAGAAUAAAACUUUUGAUCUGA
Molecule: messenger RNA, 2842 nt
Organism: Notolabrus celidotus (New Zealand spotty)
Lineage: Eukaryota; Metazoa; Chordata; Actinopteri; Labriformes; Labridae
Gene: itfg2
Product: integrin alpha FG-GAP repeat containing 2
Exons: 12
Coding region: 319-1620 (433 amino acids)
Biological process (GO): regulation of TOR signaling
Cellular component (GO): KICSTOR complex
Molecular function (GO): protein binding
Source: RefSeq, a predicted model, not a curated record